Messenger RNA from Triplophysa dalaica, 1124 nucleotides. It is a transcript of the gene szl, whose product is annotated as sizzled. The coding region runs from base 133 to 984 and encodes 283 amino acids. NCBI's taxonomy places the organism in Eukaryota, Metazoa, Chordata, Actinopteri, Cypriniformes, Nemacheilidae. Gene Ontology annotation, biological process: canonical Wnt signaling pathway; non-canonical Wnt signaling pathway; negative regulation of canonical Wnt signaling pathway. The transcript has 4 exons. The record is from RefSeq and is a predicted model, not a curated record. Gene Ontology annotation, molecular function: Wnt-protein binding.
UGCUUGUCACCUUGUCUGCGGCUCUGAUGUGUCGUUGAUAACAUCUGCCCGCCUCUUUAUAAACCCAGACCCAUCAGACCUCUGCAUCAUUCCCUCUCUAUCUGGCCUCACUGGACCUCUCCCUCGGGAAUCAUGGAUCUUUCCAGCGUGCUGAUGGUCUUCUCUCUCGUGGCCGGCAGCGGAGCCUUCGACCUGGGCCAGACCACUCGCUGCGUCCCGGUUCCCCAUCAGAUGAGCGUAUGUCAGGACGUGCCGUAUUCUGAAAUGAGACUGCCUAACCUCCUGGGUCACAGCAGUGUUGAAGAAGCGCUUCCUCGAUCUGAAGAGUGGAAAACACUGCUUCAUACCGGCUGCCAUCCUCAGGCCAGGGCUUUCGUUUGCUCUCUCAUCGCUCCCGUGUGUUUGGACAGGUUCAUUCAGCCCUGUCGUAGCGUGUGCCGGGCCGUACGGGACAGCUGCACACCAGUGCUGGCAUGUCACGGACACGCUUGGCCUGAAGCUCUAAACUGUGAGCGCUUUCCAGAGCAGGACGACACGUGUCUGACUCCUCUGCCCAAACACAUCAGCGCUUUCUCGAAAGAAUUUCCUCAGCCCGCCUGCCAAAGCUGUCCACCCGUGGAAGAAGUGCCAUCUCUGAAAACUGUGAUGGACGCUCUCUGUCUGAAUGACUUUGCUGUGAAAGCCAAGAUCUCCCGCCGUCGUCUGCCCUCCUCAGACCCAGAGCUGAUGGUGGAGGGACACGUGGAGUUUAUCCAGCGAGGUCCUCUGCUACCCUACGACACCUCCAGUCUCUUGCAGCGCUGGCUCCUCAUCAACCUCAGAUGCGCUCACACGCUGGUCCGGCCCGGACGCGCUCAGCUCUACCUCAUCACCGGAACCAUGAGGCCCAACGGAUCCAUCCAGGUGUCCAACCUCUUCCCGUGGCUCAAAAAAGACCUCCACAUCACCGCCGCAACACGCAAAUGGAAACACCACAAGUGCUGAAACAAGAGUGAAAGAGAGACUUUAACAUACCUGAAAUGAUGUAGAUACAUAGAGGAUUUUAAACAGAAGAGGUUUCAGGUUAAAACUGAAUGGAGCAACUCUCUACUGCCCCUGUCUGGCGGGGCGUGUAACUGCUCACA